Pisolithus orientalis is the source of this 2081-nucleotide messenger RNA. RefSeq lists its product as uncharacterized. NCBI's taxonomy places the organism in Eukaryota, Fungi, Basidiomycota, Agaricomycetes, Boletales, Pisolithaceae. The transcript is spliced from 7 exons. The record is from RefSeq and is a predicted model, not a curated record. The coding region runs from base 153 to 2048 and encodes 631 amino acids.
CAAGCUAAUAUGUAGCGGGGUUUCGGAUGGUCGGUUGCCAACGUCGUCCAUAGAUACACAGAUACAUAGAUAGACAGCGUGAUCCCCCCUCCCAGCUUAUCCCUUCCCUGUCGUCAACGCCGUCGUCGUGGCAGAGUCCACAGCUAGCCGAGAUGUUGUUCGGUCUGACACGCGCGAACAUGUCUAGUAUCGGGGCCGUGCCUGGUACCCCAUCCAAGAGAAGAGUUCACCAGCCCUCUCAUAGUAAUAGCCUGCCAUCGUCGUCCUCGAGGUCAGACGAGUCCUCGUUGUCCCACUCGACUACCUCGACAUCAGCAACGACAUGCAAUGCAAGCUCGGAAGCUGCCAUUUGUUCACCACUGGCUCGGCCUCCUACUCCUACCCCUCCUCGUCUCCCAAGACACGUUACUCGAAGCAACGAUAAACGCCCGAAAACAGCACCCCCAUCUGCUAUCGGUACCAGUCUGAGUAAGGGACUCAGCCCCGUCGAAGGUAGACCUAGUGAGCAACCUAUCGUGGUCUUCCGACGCUGGCGAGUAGGUAGUAAUCGAGGAUUUGUUGCAACGCGUGUCGCUCCACCAGCACACCCUCCGCCUGCUCGGCCUCUUCCAUACCCACCGGCUCAUAAUAACGAUCGUCGUCGACCAAGCUCCGGUGCAGCGCAUAGCGUCAGCGACACAGCACGGACGAAGGUUGCCGUUCAGCCGCCCACCAUGCCUCUCCUGCCUAUCUUGCCUUUAUUUCCGUCUCGGGACUCUUUCUCUUCCUCCCCUGCGUCACCUCCCAAACACUCCUUCAGCGAUACCAGCAUGCUCGCAGUCCCUCUUCUCCAUCCAUUCGCUGCCCAUCAAGGGUCUCCAUCCAAACGAGAACAGCCUCGACAGUCCAAUCAACCUGAUGCUGCCUCUUCUGGUCAAUCCUCGCUUCACAAACACAGGUCCAAGUUUGCUCUCCCGUUGAUAUCAGGACCAUCGCAUCCUCCUCCACCCGUUCCUUUCCCAGUUCAACAUACCCCAUUGUCCAGCAACCUGUUGACGUCCCCAUCCUGUGUCCAAGUCCCCUCAUCAUCAACCCCGCCUACCUCUCCCUUUUCAUCUCCACCCCGCUCCCUGCAGUGCCCGUCUGCGACACCGAGUUCGAGUCUAUUGCCGGCUUCACGCCAUUCCCAAGAUUCGCUCUCAGACGCUUCUCCUCUCACAGCUAUGUCCUGUGACCCACACAGUGUGCCUUUUCGACUUCGUGGCCCCCUUGGAUAUCCUCUGUUUGGCCUACCAGUCGCCGCCGCCGUGGAGAGCCAUCAGCCACCAUCAGUGGCGACUCGUCCGCGCCCGUCUUCGAUGCACGGCAAGCGAGCAAAGUCGGCCGUACGUAGUGCACAAUCUCCACGCUCAGCGCCCUUAUCCGAUGCGGAAGAUGAGGACCCACGUCAUCAGACAAUCGGUGUUGCGUCGACUAAACCGCUUCGCGCUGCUCCCGACGCGAGCUAUUCUCUGUGUAGUUCAUCUGUGCUCAAUCCCCACGGUGGCCUUGACUCCUCCCGACGUCGGCAUCAUCACUUCCGACAAGAGGCCGUGCCUUACCCACGCAAUUAUGAACGCUCGGUCUUGGAUCUGGAUGCCUGGGAUAACCUAUGGCUUCGACAAGCUUGUAAGAGCGUCACCUUCCACAAGUUCAAGGACGGUGAAUACCCGCAACGCGUACUCGACGUUGGGUGUGGGUCUGGUACAUGGGUCCUCGAAUGUGCAGCAGCUUGGAAGGAGAGCACAUUCGUCGGGCUCGACAUCGUACCCAUUCAACCCGAUCUUUCGCGCUUACCCGGGAGCCUCUCAGAACGAAUAUCUUGGGUUUACGCAAACUUGUACGCCCCCGCCUCUAUGGAGGCAUUAUCCCUGACCGCUCUUUUGGUAGCCUCGAACGUCUACCUUUUUCCAGUGAAGAGUUUGAUUUCGUUCAUAUCAAACGUAUCGCACGGGGCGUGCCUGAAGAUAUGUGGGAUAAUUUGCUUGAAGUACGUUUUCGUUACGUUUCCAUCACCACUGACUUCCUGACCGUAACCAGGAACUCGCGCGGGUGAUGAAACC